CUUCUCUCUCUCGGCGGCGAUUAACAUAUCAAAAAAAGGUCAUUCUCCCGCAUUCCACCGUCGAAAAACCGACGUACUUCCCCGAAGCUCCGGCCGUCUCCCCAAAGUCGACACCUUCACGCCUUCUCUAUCAACUGUAACUAAGGGUUCUUUAUGGAUAUGGAUAUGGAUCAAGAAGCCGAGAACAUAGUUGGUGUAAAUCAGCACAAACGUAGGAGGAAAAAGUCAUCUGUAUGGGAGCACUUCACAAUUGAAACAAUCAGUGCAAGCUGCAUCAGGGCCUGUUGUAAGCAAUGCAAAAAGUCGUUUUCUUAUAUUUCAGGCACAAAAGUAGCUGGAACUAGCCACCUUAAACGACACAUUGUAUUGGGUAUCUGCCCAGAAAGUCAUCAUCAUCAGCAGGAUCAACAGCAACAAGAACAUCAACAGCAAACUGAAGAGGAAUCUCAGUUAGCUCUAUAUUUGCCUGGUUCAGAAACUAAUAUCUGCCCUGCAAUUGAACCCUCAAGAAAGCGGUAUAAAGCAAUCCCUAGAUUAUCCAGAAUCCAUUUCAACCAAGAUCUAUGUAAUCUUGAAUUGGCCAAAAUGAUAAUUUUGCAGGAGUAUCCUCUUCAUAUUGUGGAGCAUCAUGAGUUUAUCAAUUUCAUUCGAACAAUACAACCUCUUUUCGAUCCAGUCACUGUUGACUUCAUACAAGAGGAAAUCUUGAGUUUCUUUCUGAGGGAAAAACAAAAUCGUAUCGACGUUCUUGCUCAAUCUCCUGGACGAGUAAACUUAACCUUGGAUCUGUUGUUAUCGGAUAAUUCCAUAGGCUAUGUUUUAAUUACAGGAUACUUUGUUGAUGCUAAUUUCAAAUUGCAACGGCAGGUUCUUAAUGUCAUUAUGGUUCCAAAUCCAGAUUCAGAAUGCUCACUUAACCAAGCUGUUCUUGAUUGUCUUGUCGAUUGGAAUCUAGAGGACAAGCUGUUCACUGUUACUCUAGCUGAAUCAUUCGCAAGCACUUCUUUUAGAGAAAAUCUGAAAUCCCUCCCUUCUGUCAAGAUCCAACAUAUUCUAAACGGACAGCUAUUGAUUGGGAAUUGUUACGCCAGCAAUUUGACUCGGCUUGCUCAAGAUGCGUUGCUUUUGACGAACGAAGUUGUUGGGAAAGUUCGUCGGAUAGUGAAGUACGUUAAAACCUCGAGAGCUACUGAAAUUGAAUUCAACGAGAUGAAAGAACAUCUGCAUGUGGGUAGUACGAAGAGCUUAAACAUGGACGAUAUCACAAAAUGGAACACUACUUACCAUAUGCUUAAAACUGCUUGUGAAUUGAAGGGAGUUUUUUUCUGCUUGGAUACAUUUGAUUCAAAUUACGAGCUUCCUUCUAACGACGAGUGGAAUCAGGUUGAAACUCUUUGUACAUACUUAAAGCUUAUGUUCGAUGCAAGCUGCAUAUUAGUAGGUGGAACAAACUUAACUGCCAGUGUGUUCUUCCAUGAAAUGUGGAAGCUUAAGUACGAUCUCAUAAAUGCAAGCCUGAGCAAAGAUGUUUUUGUCAGUAAUUUAACAAAACCUUUGCAGGAGAAGUUUGAUCAUUAUUGGAGAGACACCUGUUUGGUUAUGGCUCUUGCUGUGGUUAUGGAUCCGAGGUUUAAAAUGAAGUUAGUGGAAUUCAGUUUUUACAAGAUUUAUGGCGAAGAUGCUGAAAUGUGGAUUAAGACUGUUGAUGAUGGUAUUCAUGAACUGUUUCUUGAAUAUGUUGUGAAGUCUCUUCCGCCUGCAAACUUUUUGAUGGAAGUGAACGAUGGUUCUGUAAUGACAGAGUUAACAAAGGAUGGAAAUCUUUUCUCUGAUGAUGGUGAAGAGUUUUCGGAUUUUGAUUUAUAUAUAUCAGAGAUUACGAGUAAUCAGCAGAUCAAAACUGAGUUACAUCAGUAUCUUGAAGAACCCGUUUUGCCCCGGGUGCAGGAGUUUGAUGUUUUAGUUUGGUGGGAGUUGAAUCGCGCCAAUUACCCGACUCUUUCUCAGAUGGCUUUUGAUGUUUUGUCGAUUCCGUUUUCUACAGUUGGUACUGAUUCAGUUUUUGAUACAAUGACGAAGAAGAUGGAUGUUUAUCGCAGUUCGCUAACACCCCAGUUAAUCCAGGCCCUUAUUUGCUCGAAGGACUGGCUGAGCAGGAGUUCAUAGAUUAGAAAGUAAUAUCAAAGUUUUGGAUUUUUUUUUUUUGGUAUAGAAAUUUUGAAAUUUCAUAACUGUCUAGAAAUUCCUUUAAACUUUUUUAUUCUGAAUUCAUUAUUCAACUAAACAUGUUUAUGAACAAAUUCUCAACUUUU
Molecule: messenger RNA, 2312 nt
Organism: Impatiens glandulifera
Lineage: Eukaryota; Viridiplantae; Streptophyta; Magnoliopsida; Ericales; Balsaminaceae
Product: zinc finger BED domain-containing protein DAYSLEEPER-like
Exons: 2
Coding region: 154-2166 (670 amino acids)
Molecular function (GO): protein dimerization activity; DNA binding
Source: RefSeq, a predicted model, not a curated record